Oncorhynchus gorbuscha (pink salmon) is the source of this 2212-nucleotide messenger RNA. RefSeq names its product ras-related protein Rab-20-like. The transcript is spliced from 2 exons. Gene Ontology annotation, biological process: intracellular protein transport. Bases 344 to 1171 code for a protein of 275 amino acids. Gene Ontology annotation, molecular function: GTP binding; GTPase activity. The record is from RefSeq and is a predicted model, not a curated record. Lineage: Eukaryota; Metazoa; Chordata; Actinopteri; Salmoniformes; Salmonidae. Gene Ontology annotation, cellular component: endomembrane system.
AGUACAUAUCUGGCUCGUUGGCCAGAUACUGCUUUAAAACUUCCAGCAGUCGUGCGCACAAAUUUCCCCUGUCGUCAUUUUUUGAGUGAACUCUGAUCAUUGAGCAAGCUGUUUCACAAUUUCAUUGAUAUAUCCGUUCAUGUAGAAACGAGUCAUAUGCCUUUUAUUCUGCGGUGGAUGCUAAAUGGGUAGAAGUUGACGCACGAUUGGUGUGGUAAAUCCUAUGCAUUCUUUCGCUUUAGACCUACACAUGGUCUAUGCAUGUCAAAACCGAAGGCCACCUGACAGACUGGAACAGUAGGGAAUCUUAAUUGCUUUGACAAUUUUAUCAAAUACGUUUUUAAUGAAAGUCAAUUGCACUUUUGAGAUAGUGUCGCCUGUUCGGGUGUCUAGGCGGAGAAUGAAAAGAACCAUGCCUGAAAUGAAAAGGGCGAGGAGGCCCGACGUGAAACUAGUUAUAUUGGGGGACAUGGACGUUGGCAAGACCUCUCUGUUACACAGGUACAUGGAUAAAAAGUUCAAUGAUACCAUUAGUACCGUCGGCGGUGCGUUCUACUUAAAGCAGUGGGGACCCUACAACAUAUCGCUUUGGGACACCGCAGGUCGGGAGCAGUUCCACGGGCUCGGCUCCAUGUACUGCCGGGGUGCGUCCGCUGUCAUCCUUACCUACGACGUGACCAACUGGCAGAGCCUGGCAGAGCUGGAGGAGCGCUUCCUGUCUCUCACCGACACAGCCAAUCACGACUGCAUCUAUGCCGUGGUGGGCAACAAGGCUGACAUUCCUGACCCCCCCAAUGUGGAAGAAGACUAUGAGGGGGGUUUCCCCGUUCACACACAGCACUAUGCCUGCCACCUCAUCCCUCCAGCCUCCUCUACUACGGUCUCCCCCGUGGCCAACCGAGAGGUUCGAAUGGAAGACGCCGUGGCGCUCUACCAGCGUAUCCUCCGGUACAAGGCGCUGGAUGAGCGUUUGAGCCCGCCUGCAGAGAGGAUGUGCUUUGAGACGAGCGCCAAGACGGGUGCCAACGUGGACGAGUUGUUUGAGACGCUGUUCGAAAUGGUGCUGCCGUCCAUCCUGAGGAUGAGGUCGGAGAGCGAGGCCUCACCCACCAUAGACCUGGAGGACUAUGGGCCGUUGUCCAGCAAGCAAACCAAGGGGGGCUGCUGCUGAACGAAGUAGGGUGAAGGUGCUGAUCUUGAGUCUAUUUUGCAUUUUCCCCACAAAUGGGUAAGGUUAGGAUUGUGGGAGGGGAAGCUGAUCCUAGAUCUGUACAUUGGGGAACGUUUACCCCAGAGCCUGCUGAAGGCGACAAGGAAGAAGUCUCGGGGGGAAUCUCAAUUGUAUACUCCUCGCCUCUUCUCGCCUAGUAUUCUUCUCAUAACCCAUUGAAUGAGAAAGCCAGAGGUCCCUUCCCUCUGACCAGCUCUUCCAAUAGGUUUUGAGAUGGAGAGAGGAUGCGAGGAGUAUGCAAUUGAGAAUCUUCCCUGGUUUUAGGGGUUGGUUUUCACAGACGUACACGUACGUACACCCACGUUGUUUCUACUUUAAUACAGAGGGAUUACUCAUCAAGUGAGCUCAACUGAGCUGGGCCGGAUUACCGAACAGGCACUGGGCAUGUGCCCUGUGCCCCUAACCCAUGUUUUUGUUGCAUAUGAUACCAAAAUGUGUAGAAUUGUAGGAAAUUAAGUUUAAAACUGCAAAAUUAUCUUAACCUCAUGGCAAAAUGUGAACAAAAUGAUAUGCGCUAUAAAAUACCAACAAAACAAAUCUGCCCAAUGGCGAAAGUGUGGAAUUGUAGGAAAUUGGCUUUAAAACUACUUGUCAAAAUUUGCUCUUAUCCUCAUGACAAAAUGCGUAGAAUAGCAUUAGAAAACUUCACGUUUUUCUCUCUGCACCAUUUUCAAAAUGUGCUAAUUCUGUUAAUUAAUUAAUUAAGUCCAGUAGUCUGUCACUGCUGUUCAGAUUUCAUUUUAUGGUUUCACACUAAAAAAGAAAUGUCACUUUUAAAAAAAUGUUUUUUUAGUCAAUUCUGAUCUUGGGGAAUUUUUUGGACUGAGUUGCACAAAAAUGUCACUUGUCUGAGCUGUUUGUCAGUGAUAGAAAAAUGCAGUUUCACUUGAUUUUUGUGGCAUUUGCCAUUUUCAGACACCUUUUUAUUUCUUUAUCUUUGUUUACCAUCUGCCUAAAUUAAAACCAUUCUACCUCCAAUAA